AUGAAUCCUCAUAGUACUCAAAUCCUAACCAAGAAAAUAGAACCUGAUAAUAAGUCAGAACCUCAUAUUUCAAUUGAUGAACAAAUUUCUAGAAUUUUUAAUAAUCCAAAAGUAUACGCAAUUUCUUUCGAUGUUGCAGCAAACUCUAAACCGACCGUUCUCGAGAAUAUUUAUUGUACUAAUGGCUUUGCUACUGCCAUUCUCCAUGCUUAUAAUUAUCACAAACAUUUACGUUUAAGCCCUGAUGAUAUUUGGCUUACUAUUGCUCAAGGUGUUAGUAGUCAUAUUAAUUAUAACGCUGAAAAAUUUCGUCAUAAAUUUGUUAAACAUGAAGGGAAAAAAAAUAUUUGUAUUUUUGUUGGUGAUAUCAUAUCUGGAAAUACUCUUGAAGGUGAUUGGCAAGAAGCUGUUGAUAGACUUGUUAUGAAAGUUGAUGAGAAUGUAGAAAAAAUUGAACUCAAAGAAUUAUUAGAAUGUGAUUUUUCAACAACAACUUCGACCAGUUUAACAGCAAGUCGUAUUGUAUUAUUAGAUAUGGUUAAAGCAUAUUUUAGUUAUGAAUUUAGCACACUUUGUGGAAUUCCAAAAGUUACACUUGAGGGAACGCUUGAAGAUUGGAAUAAACUUCAAGAAAAAGUUAUUCGAUUAAGAAAGUUAGAUUUAGAGCUUGAUUUUUGGUUAGAUCGCCUUGAACCUGUGAUUUGGAAUUUAGUAGCAACUUAUCGUGGAGAAAUUGAUGAAGAUUUUUGGGGCAGAAUUAUGCGUAUAGACGAAGUAUUUGGUUCAGGAGGAGGUACCUAUAUCUCAGGGUGGAUGUUAGCUUUUUUUCCUUAUAGUCGUUUAGGAAAACCUUUUUCCAAUGAACGGACAAGAAUUUCUAAUAUUCCAGAUGGCAUGAUUGAAGUUCCUUUUAUUAUUGAUGGCAAUAUAUCUUUGAAGUUUAUAGCUGGGUUCGUCGGUGCUAAUCAAGAGAUUCUUGAAAAUUCUAAUAAUGAAUCAAUUGUUUCUCCCAUUAUUGGAUGGUUUAUUACUGAUGACGUGAAAGAUUCUUCCGAUAGUUAA
This is a messenger RNA of Scutellospora calospora, 1062 nucleotides long. The record is from the annotation of a GenBank genome assembly. Lineage: Eukaryota; Fungi; Glomeromycota; Glomeromycetes; Diversisporales; Gigasporaceae.